UUCCUAGGCUCUUCUUCCUCACGACUUCACCUACGCAGAUGGAAAAAUACGAAAUUGGAGGAAAAAAUUUUCUGAUUUGAUCGGAUUGACAGAACUGUUCCCCAGAUGGUGCAUUACUGUGUGUGAUCAAGAUUGCUUAGUAAAAAUGGGUUUAGCGGGUUGUUUUGGUACUUCUCCUCUUGUAUCUAUGGAACUGAGGUGGGCAAGAAGAAAAAAACCUGAUGAUGCUGCAUCAGCAUUGCCUCGGUCAAUACCUGUAUAUAUCUCUACGUUGAAGAAAGACAUAAAUAUAGAGGAAUUGAGGAAUUUGUAUUCACUUUGUAACCACUCUUGCAACCGUUUGUCCGAGAAUGGCAGCGGCAACGUCGACAAGAUUGUUGACGUGAAAAAGCUUCGUACAGCUAUCUCCCGGAGCGAUGUUGUUAUCUCUGUGUUCUGCAAACCUCUUCAUGAUGCGGUUUUGUACUCUGAGGAAGAUAAUUUGUCUUCAUCUUUGUAUCCUUCAGAGUUUAGGAGACAGAAUAAGGAUGAGAGCUCUCUGGGAGACCUGUUGCAGAAUGCGUUACCUCUCACUCCUUCUACUGGACAGCUUGUUGGAUUCGGUCGUGCUUAUUCUGAUCAUGGCUUGACUGCUUCUAUCCAUGAUCUAAUGGUUAUACCUUCACUACAACGGAUGGGAAUUGGUAGACUGAUAGUUAACAGAAUUGUCAGGCAUCUCACAAGCAGAGACAUCUACGACAUAGCAGCUCUCUGCUUCGAGGAUGAAAGGUACCUACCAUCAUUACCUCUGAGACAACUAAUACUCAUCCUUAGCAACUUGCCAUUCUUCAAAGCCUGUGGGUUUGGAGAUGACAGGAUGGGCUCCACGACGAUGAUGUUCACGAAGAGCUUGGAGAUGUAAACCUCAAGCGAGAAGCGAGAAGGCCAUUGGAUUUUCAGAAACUGCAGGUCAAAGCAAGUUGAAUGAUCUCUAAAACCUUGUUUGAAACUCUCUGAUGAUGAUCAAAGGAAAAGGUCAAAGAUUCAUUGUCUUUCUUGCAUUUGGAUUUGAUAUCUAGUGGUUACUCUCUCUCUUCUCGUUGAUGGAAAGCAAAUCAUAUACUUAAAAGUUUGAAUGUUCACCCUAAGUUGCAGUGAAGAAUAAGUAACUUCGUCUGUUUUGGUA
Molecule: messenger RNA, 1165 nt
Organism: Camelina sativa (false flax)
Lineage: Eukaryota; Viridiplantae; Streptophyta; Magnoliopsida; Brassicales; Brassicaceae
Product: GCN5-related N-acetyltransferase 3, chloroplastic
Molecular function (GO): N-acetyltransferase activity
Source: RefSeq, a predicted model, not a curated record